GAACCGGGAUUCCGUGGCAGCUAUGUAAUCUUAUCCGAACAGGAAUGUGUGCGUAAUCUGCGACGUGUCGGGUUGCCCACUUUGGGCUCUGUGCUGGUCUGUAAUUUAGAUUCCUUGAUUGCAACCGGAAAUGUUCGUUGCGCAUUCCCGCCGCGUCCAUGGCGCACAUUUCAACCACUGUCCGAGCACGAGGCGCGUGAAGCAGUCCAACAGGCAGUUAGAAUGCAGAAUCGAGUCAGUGCUGUCAGUAUGGAAAGUGCGGCGGAGAACCCGGAAGCGAAAUUUUCGAUGAGCGCAUUGGAUAAUCUCAAAACCGGAGCUAUGAGCACCACAAACGAUGAGGUUUAA
This is a messenger RNA of Echinostoma caproni, 348 nucleotides long. Lineage: Eukaryota; Metazoa; Platyhelminthes; Trematoda; Plagiorchiida; Echinostomatidae. The record is from the annotation of a GenBank genome assembly.